CCGACGCCGAGAACGAACAAGGUCUCUCUAUAAAUGCGUGGCGUUCGUAUUGAUAGCUUUUAGUUGGUGGGAGGUCGGCGAAAACGAUACGACGCAACACGGAAUAUACGCUCGUGCAUUGAAUGUACACAUAACAUUGUUUAUUUUCUUUUUCUUCUUUUCUCUCGGCUGUUCCUCCCACCAAAUCCACUUCUACUUGCUUCGAUCACACAAUCGCGCAUUCACCAUUGGAAAAUCGCGAACGCAAUAAUGCAAAAUCAAACUGCGAAAUGUUUCCUCGUGCAACGACAUUCCUGUGUCCUUUUAUGUCAAAUCGAAUGAGUCGGAGCGACUUGCUGUCGAACUGUCAAGUUCGCGGUUUCGAAACGUAGUCGACCGUCGACCGAGGAUGAAUGUGCAGUUCUUCAGUGAAAAAAAAAACUGAGUGCAUCGAUCAAUGAUUUAUAGUUUUAUAGCGUGCAGAUCGCGUGACAGCGUAAACAAAGUGAAAGUGUUUUUUGAGACUUCUUGCAUCAUAAAGAAGAAAAUGCUUGGUAUUGUGACAGUGUUACUAGAUCCCUUCUUGCUUAUCGGACUUCUUCUCGGUAGCCUGUACUUUUAUCUUAGGGCAACAUUUGAUUUUUGGCAAUGUCGCGGUGUACCAUUCAAAGAGCCGACCGUGCUCGUCGGAAACUUCGGUCCUCUGCUCCUAUUCCGAAAGUCACAACCGGAAAGUAUCAAAGAGAUGUAUGAAUGGUUUAAGGAUGAAAGAUUCUUCGGCGCGUUCCGCGUAAGAUCGCCCCUAUUGAUCUUACGCGAUCCAGAUCUGGUGAAGAGUGUAUUCGUCAAGGAUUUUGCCUGCUUCACAAAUCGCGGAAUUCCAAUCAAUAACGCUCAGGAUCCGCUCUCCGGCCACCUGUUCAACCUCGAAGGGCGCAAGUGGAAGGGCCUCAGGUCGAGAUUGACGCCCACGUUCUCGUCGGGCAAGCUGAAGCGGAUGUUCUAUCUAUUGGUGGAAUGCUGCGAGGAGCUGCAGAGGCUCAUCGAUGCGAGUUGCAACGCGGAUCGUAAUACGAUCGAGGUGCGGGAGUUCGCUGCGAAAUUCAUCAUUGACGUCAUUGGCAGCUGCGCUUUCGGCAUACAGAUAAACGCCCUCACUGACGAGCAGUCCGAAUUUCAUCGGAUGGCGAAGAGGCUUUCGAAGCCGAGUUACAAGGCGACUCUCUGGAGGAUGCUGCGAACUGCCAUGCCGAGGUUGUACAGGCUGCUAGGCGUGCAGGUCAUCGAUCCGAGCGUCACCAAAUUCUUCAAAAAUGUCGUGUCGCAGAUGAUUGAACAGAGAGAGAAAAUUGGCGCGCAAAGAUAUGAUUUCAUGGACCUGUUGAUCGAGCUGAAGAACAAGGGCGUUUUGGAGAACGAAACCGGCGCGCAAAUCUGCAACAACGAAGACGUCCAAGGGGUGGAGGAAAUCGAAUUAGACGACAAUGCUAUUGCGGCGCAAGCGUUCGGCUUCUUCGCCGCCGGCUACGAAACCUCCUCGAACACGAUCGCGUUCUGUCUUCACGAAUUAGCUUUGAAUCAGGAAAUUCAAGAAAGAAUCAGACGAGAGAUACACGAUGCCAUAGAAGCGCGAGAUAAUAAAUUAACUUAUGACGCUGUACAGGAGAUGAAGUAUCUCGAUAUGGUAAUAUUAGAGACUCUCCGAAAAUAUCCGCCAGCCCCACUGAUAUCUCGGAAGUGCGAGUAUAAUUAUCAAAUACCGAAUAGCAAAGUGGAAUUGCCAGCUGGUAUGCGGGUGAUUAUACCGAUAUAUGGCUUUCAUCACGAUCCAAAUUAUUAUCCUGAUCCGACAAAAUUCAAUCCUGAGAGAUUUACAGAAGAGAAUAAACGCGCGAGACAUCCUUACACAUAUCUUCCAUUUGGAGAAGGGCCACGAAAUUGCAUAGGAAUGCGAUUCGCGCUGCUGCAAAUCAAGAUGGGGAUAAUAUCGUUUCUCAAGAAUCACCGAGUCGAAAUAUGCGAAAGAUCAAUUGUGCCGAUAAAGUUUAGCAGACGGAGUCUCGUGACUACGAGCGAGAGUGGAUUUUGGCUUGCCAUCACUCCAUCCUCCUAGAUCUGUAGAGAUUUCUAAUUUAAAAAGGUUUUUAGACGAAUAUGUAAUUAAACAUUAAAUAUGCACGUGUAUAAAAUCACAAAUAUAUUAUAUAUUUAAUAAUAUAUACGUACUUAAUUGGCGGCAAAGGUAGAACGUCCGUUAUAUAUUGUUUCUUUGUCUGUGUAUAUAAGUUGCUUAAUUAAAACUACACCGCAAAAUUAGAGAGAUCUUAAAAAAAAAAUUCAUUAAAUUAAACUUAUAUUUUUAUGUUGUAGUUUGUUCACAUUGGAAUCUGUUAUAUCAAUUUAGUUAUAUAUGUAUAUAACUUUAAUAAUCGCUUUUAGGGAUUUAUACACGCUCAUAAAUAAUAAUUUAAUGAGAUGUAUGUAUAAAAAUUAUUGUAAUAGAAAGAAUAAUAAAUAUGUGU
Cataglyphis hispanica is the source of this 2501-nucleotide messenger RNA. RefSeq names its product probable cytochrome P450 6a13. The record is from RefSeq and is a predicted model, not a curated record. Lineage: Eukaryota; Metazoa; Arthropoda; Insecta; Hymenoptera; Formicidae. The transcript has 6 exons. Gene Ontology annotation, molecular function: monooxygenase activity; heme binding; oxidoreductase activity, acting on paired donors, with incorporation or reduction of molecular oxygen. The coding region runs from base 437 to 2092 and encodes 551 amino acids.